AUGACAAAGCGUUCGUUAGCUUCUGAAGACAGUGAUGAUGAUGAAAUUCAAGCCAGUUCAAGUGAAGCUCGUAUUGACUCGCCACAUACAAAAAAGAGAAGAUUUGUUGAAUUUGAACCUAUUAGAAUUUGUAGUAUUGGAAGUGUGAAAGAAAUUGAACACAAAGUUCUUCGAGCACAGCAUUACAAGCUUUGUGAACGCUUUCGAUAUAAACAAAAAAUUCAACAAGAAUUCGAGAAAAGGAUUGAGGAAUUUGAACGUCGACAAGUUCAGGAUGAUGCUGUUAAUUGUAUUAUUAACAGAUAUUGGAACAGGGUUUGUGGAAUUUUUUUUGAAUUUUUAACACUUUAUUUUUGGGUUUAAAAAUGGGUAGAAUAUAUUUUCCAAUGUGGGGUUUUCAUCAAAUCCUUAAGUAAAAAUGUGUUAUGCUUUGACAACGAGUAGAGUUAUUUGGGGCGGUUAGUUCUUGCCUGUGGCGGCACAAGAAGAGAAAUAUAAGAGCAUUUGAGCCGCCACAGGGAAAAAUUAACCGAUGCUCCAACCAGUGAUGGAAAGGUUCCAGUUCUGGAACAAGAACCGGUUCCAAAGAAAUUUUGGAAGUUUUCCAUCACUGGCGCCAACAAACCUGUUUUCACGUCUUGUUUAUUUUUUACGAAAUAUGUGAAACAAUUUCUGAUCCUGAAGCACGAUCAUCCAUGUUUUUCACUUCAUCCAUGUUUUUCACUUCUGGCCCCCUUUUCAGUUAGAUGCAGACAUUCAACUUUU
Molecule: messenger RNA, 765 nt
Organism: Meloidogyne enterolobii
Lineage: Eukaryota; Metazoa; Nematoda; Chromadorea; Rhabditida; Meloidogynidae
Source: the annotation of a GenBank genome assembly